AUGGGAAGAUCAAGAAAAAACAACAAAUCCUAAUAAACAAUUGAAGUUAAUGACGAUUCAAAAAUUUAAUGUAAUAAAAUCGGAAAAUGUAAGAUCAAAAUAAAAAAAUCCGAGAUUGGAAAACCACGUGAUUUAGGCUUAAUCUAACUUGACUUACCAGAAAUCUGGAGUUGUAGUAAAAAUUUAGUAGAUAUUUUAAAAUUUUUCAUUGAUGAAGGAAGACAUUUCUUACUUCAUUUAGCUGGAACCAAAAGAAGUUUAGAAACUAAAUAAAAUAAAUUAAAAAAAAAAGAAAUGGAAUAAAAACAAAUUGAAAUAAAAAAAAAGUAACCUCUAUUUGACUUUAUGGAAUAAUUUUCAGUAGAAUUUUUAGGACUUCCUAAAAGAACCAAGAAUAAAGAAAGAAUUGUAGUUUUUUUUUUUAGAAACAAUAGAGUUUUCAAUCUCAAAUAUUCAACAAACUUAAACUCGAUCUUAAAAAAUGAAAAAUGGGUUCAGAUUUUAAAAGAUAUUUAUUUUAUUUUUGAUGUAAAUUUCUACGAAGAAUUGAUAUCUAUAUUAUUUUUAUUAGAAAAAAAUGACGAUAUAAAUUUUAUAGUAGCUCAAUUAAUAUAGGAAUUUUUAAAUACUUAAAAUUUAUUAGAUAUUAAAGUAAUAUUUAAAAAUCUUUUAAUUCAAAUAAUAAAAGAUCAUAUUGACCACUAACUUAAUUAUAUUGGACUUCAUUAACUUAAAUCAAAUGAGAUUUUGGAUAUUUAUAAAAAAAGGAUAUUUUAUUAUUAAGAUAGAGUAAUAAAAUUAAUAAAAAAUAUACGAACUCUAUUUGAUAAUUAUAAUUAUGAAUAAGUUUAAAAUGCUUAGUAUGAGGAAGACAAUUAUUAAAAUUUAGAUGAUGAAGGUUAUGAGUAUUAUGAAGAAAAUCAAAUAAAUUAAUGCUUUGAUUAUUCUAAUUAUGAUUGA
Molecule: messenger RNA, 960 nt
Organism: Paramecium sonneborni
Lineage: Eukaryota; Ciliophora; Oligohymenophorea; Peniculida; Parameciidae
Source: the annotation of a GenBank genome assembly